Molecule: messenger RNA, 1332 nt
Organism: Erinaceus europaeus (western European hedgehog)
Lineage: Eukaryota; Metazoa; Chordata; Mammalia; Eulipotyphla; Erinaceidae
Product: olfactory receptor-like protein DTMT
Exons: 1
Coding region: 388-1332 (314 amino acids)
Biological process (GO): G protein-coupled receptor signaling pathway
Cellular component (GO): membrane
Molecular function (GO): G protein-coupled receptor activity; olfactory receptor activity
Source: RefSeq, a predicted model, not a curated record
UGGGACUUCAGAGCCUCAGAGUCUGUUUACAUAACCAUUAUGCUAUUUACUCCCACCCUAUGUUCUUCCUUUUUUUUUUUUUUUUUUUUACACUCCAGUGUCAUUGCUGGGGCUUGGUGCCUGCACUAUAAAUCCACUGCUCCUUGCUGCCAUAUUUUUAAUUGUUGCUGUUGUUAUUGUUGUUGGAUAGGACAGAGAGAAAUCAAGAGAGACAGAGAAGGGGAGAGAAAGAUAGACUCUGCAGACCUGCUUCACUGCCUGUGAAGUGACUCCCCUGCAGGUGGGGAGCCAGGAUCCUUGCACCAGUUCCUACAUGGAUUUUUUUUUUUUUACUCAGGCUUGUAAUUGCCACUAUUAUUUUUCUCCUAAACAUACAGGACACAGAACAUGACCAGAAGAAACCAAACUAUCGUCUCAGAGUUCCUUCUCCUGGGCCUUCCCAUUGAGCCAGGGCAGCAGAACCUAUUUUAUCUCCUUUUCCUGGCCAUGUAUCUUAUCACUGUCCUUGGGAACCUCCUCAUAAUUUUCCUGAUUCAACUGGAUUCUAACCUCCACACACCCAUGUAUCUAUUUCUCAGCAAUUUGUCCUUUUCAGAUAUCUGCUUUUCUUCUGUGACAAUACCCAAGCUGUUGCAAAACUUGCUGAGUCAAGUCCCAUCCAUCCCCUAUGCUGACUGCCUGACCCAGAUGUACUUCUUCUUGUUUUUUUCAGACCUUGAGAGCUUCCUCCUUGUGGCCAUGGCCUAUGACCGCUAUGUGGCCAUCUGCUUCCCUCUGCACUACACCACCAUCAUGAGUCCAAAGUUCUGCCUCUUCCUGGUGGUGCUGUCCUGGGUGCUGACCACAUUCCAUGCCAUGCUGCACACCCUGCUCAUGGCCCGAUUGUGGUUUUGUGAGGACAAUGUCAUUCCCCACUUUUUCUGUGAUAUGUCUGCUCUCCUGAAGCUGGCCUGCUCUGACACUCAAGUUAAUGAGCUGGUGAUUUUGAUCAUGGGAGGGCUCAUUCUUGUCAUCCCAUUCCUCCUCAUCCUCAUGUCCUAUGCACGAAUUGUCUCCUCCAUUCUCAGAGUCCCUUCUGCUCGGGGCAUUUGCAAAGCCUUCUCCACCUGUGGCUCCCACCUCUCUGUAGUGUCAUUGUUCUAUGGGACAGUUAUUGGUCUUUAUUUGUGUCCUUCAAGCAAUAAUUCAGCUGUGAAGGAGACUGUCAUGGCCAUGAUGUACACUGUGGUGACCCCCAUGCUGAACCCCUUCAUCUACAGUCUGAGGAACAGAGACAUGAAAGGAGCACUGGGAAAAGUCUUCAGCAAAAAGAAAAUUCCCUUAUAUAUAUGA